Messenger RNA from Ascoidea rubescens DSM 1968, 3752 nucleotides. RefSeq names its product ARM repeat-containing protein. Gene Ontology annotation, molecular function: nuclear import signal receptor activity. Gene Ontology annotation, cellular component: nucleus; cytoplasm. Gene Ontology annotation, biological process: protein import into nucleus. Bases 321 to 3641 code for a protein of 1106 amino acids. The record is from RefSeq and is a predicted model, not a curated record. Lineage: Eukaryota; Fungi; Ascomycota; Saccharomycetes; Ascoideales; Ascoideaceae. The transcript has a single exon.
UUCUCUGGCUGUUAUAUAGCUACUGCUUGUGGAAUUCUGGUGCUGCCCAUCGCUAGACUACUGCUUCUGCUUCCUGUGCUGUUUCUGAGUGUGCCGGUGUAUUGUGUGCCUCUGCCGGAUCUCGCUGUUUUCUCCUGUUUUUUUCUGGCGCUGUCUUGUUUGGCGCUUUUUAGCUUUGACUGUUUUCUUUUGCGUGGUUCUCCAGAUCUUAUAUCUUGUAUCCCAUAGCUUCUCUUGACUGUCUACCCCCUCAUCUCUUCAAAGGACAAGUAUAUUCUCGUUGCACUGCUGCUCCUCUCUGUUCUUCCACAUUUCCAACCAUGUAUUUAGAAACUGAAGUCGCUCUCUCCAAUCUCCUACAGGGCCUUCUUUCCACUGAUAACGCCAUCAGAUCACAAUCAGAAACUUUGCUAAAUUCAACCUGGCUUUUACCACCAAAUCUUGAAUACCUCCUCUUAUACUUGGCCCAGCAAGCUGCUUCCUCUGACAACAUUCAACUCCAGACCUUUUCCAUAGUCUUGUUCAGAAGAUUGGCUACAAAAUCCCCUAUCAAUAACUCCAGUGUCUCUGUGCUAAUUGAAUCAAAUUUUAACAUCAUCUCAAAUGACUCCAAAUCAAAAAUCUGUAACAUCCUUUUACAGUCUUUUGUUAACCCCAAUAUCUCAAACGAUUUGAGACACAAAGUUGCUGAUUCAAUCUCAGAGGUCUCCAAAAUCAUUAUAAAUAACGAAAGCCAAUGGCCUGAGCUAAUUUCAAUCAUCUUUAAAGCUCUACACCAAAACGACAACUCAAGUUUUAAAGAUUCUGCUUUUAGAAUCCUCUCUUCAAACCCAGAUUUAAUCGACAGCUCAAAUAUCAACGAAAUCCUACCUUUAUUCAACUCGGCCUUUCAAGACAACGACGAUUCAAUUAAAACCUCCUCUGUCACUGCUUUUGCCUCUUUUUUUAAAAUAGUCCCCAAGGAAAAAUGGCCUCUAAUUACUCCCCUCUUGCCAAACCUACUAAAUAUCUUGCCAUCAUUUCUAUCCGACGACAAAGAAGACUCCUUAAACACCAUUCUAGAAAAUCUAAUUGAUCUAGUCCAGUUGGCCCCAAAAUUGUUCAAGCCAAUGUUCAAUCAAUUAAUCGAAUUUUCCUCUUUGAUUUGUAAAAACAAAAACUUUGACUCCAACACUAGAUUAACUGCCUUAGAAUUAUUGACAACCUUUAGUGAAUCUGCUCCUAAAAUGGUCAAAUCCUUUCCAAACUACUGUCAAGAGAUUAUCCUAAUCAACUUGUCAAUGCUAACUGAAAUUUGCCCUGACGACGAAGAAGCCGCUGAAUGGAACAAUAAUGACGACAUUGACGACCCAGACGAAGAAAUUGAAUACGACGCUGCUAGAAAUUCAAUUGAUCGUGUCUCUCUAAGUGUUAGAGGCAAAUUCUUAGCUCCUAUUUUAUUCGAGUUCCUACCUCAAAUGAUCAACUCAGCUCAAUGGAGAGAACGACAAGCUGCCUUAAUGGCUCUUUCUGCUGCUGUCGAGGGUUGUGCUGAUGUUCUUAUAACUGAAAUUCCAAAACUUUUAGAAAUGAUCUUACCUCUAAUGAACGACCCUCAUCCAAGAGUUCAAUAUGCUUGCUGCAAUGCUUUAGGCCAAAUGUCAACCGAUUUUGCUACAACUAUUCAAUCAACCAGUGCUAACCAAAUCUUACCUUCUUUGAUCUCAAAAUUAACUAAUGAAUCUUCUCCCAGAGUCCAAGCUCACGCUGCUGCCGCUUUAGUCAACUUUUCUGAAAAUGCAACAAAAGAACUUUUAGAACCUUACUUGGAUGACCUAUUAACUAAUCUAGUCACUCUCCUACAAAGCCAUCAUAAAUAUGUCCAAGAACAGGUCCUAACCACUAUAUCUGUCAUUGCCGAUGCUGCUGAAAAGAAGUUCAUCAAAUACUACGACGCUUUAACUCCAAUUUUGAUCAAUGUUAUUCUUAAUAAUGACUUUCAAGCAGAAAAUCAACUAAUCAAAGCUAAAAGUGUAGAAUGCUUAUCCCUUAUUGCUCUAGCCGUUGGAAAAGAAAAAUUUCAAACACAUCAACAUCAAGUUUUACAAAUCUUCGAAACCAUCCAAGACCAAAUUCUAAACCACCAAGUUAAUGACGAUGACCCAGUUUUAUCUUAUUUGCAACAAAGUUGGAGCAGACUUUGCAGCGUUGUCGGCGUUGAAUUCUUACCUUACUUGAACAAAAUUCUACCCCCUUUAUUAAUCCAAGCUAAACAAGGUCAAAGUCUUAAAGCAAUUGAAGAUGUUGACGAUGAUGAUAUCAAUGACGAUGAAGAUUGGGAAAUCUUAGAUGUUCACGGCAAAAAAAUUGCCUUGCACACUUCGGCUCUAGAUGACAAAGUGGUCGCAAUCGAAUUAUUAAAAGGUUAUGCUGAAGUCUUGAAAGAACAUUUUUCAGCUUUUGCUCGUUCAAUUUUAAAAGAAAUUUUAUUCCCAGCUCUAGAUUUUUAUUUACAUGACGGAGUCAGAGAAGCUGCCAUCGAAGCCAUUCCUGCAAUGCUCAACUGUAUAAAAUCCCAGAAUGAUCCACAAGAUUUAAUUAAUAUAUGGCAAGAAACAACCGAUAAGUUAUUCCAGUCAUUAUCUGAAGAACCUGUCAAUUAUCUCUUGAGUGAGUAUUAUAGAUGUUUCGCCACCUGUGUUUCGAAUUUUGGAUCAAAUUGUUUAAAUGAUAAUCAAUUCGAGUCUUUUGUUACUGCAGUUGAUAAAACUUUGCAAACUGCUUAUUCAAGAAUAAAGCAUAGUAGGUCAAAUGAUGAAGAUGACCCAAAUGCUGAGGGCUACAACGAAGAUGAAUAUGACGAGGGCUACGAUAGUGAUAAUGAAGAUGCUGAUGAAGAUUUACUAGAUGAAAUCAACUCUGCUCUUUCUUCAGUUUUCAAAAAUUCUAAAACAAAAUUCUUACUGUACUUUGAAAAACUAAUUCCAACAGUUUUAACUUUUCUUGAUGACUCCAAUAUUUUCAUUAAAAACUGUGGUAUUUGCAUAGUAGCAGAUCUAAUUGAGUAUUGUGGAAAGGAUUCCUAUAAUUUCCAUAGUGUAUUUGUGAAUCAAAUUGGCCAAGCAUUGGAUCUUUCUAACCACCCAUCUAUUCGUCAAGCAGCCUGUUAUGUGGUUGGAGUUGCUGCUCAAUAUGGUGGUCAAAAUUAUCAGUCCUUUUGCCUUGCUACAUUACAAUUGCUAUUUAAAAUAAUUCAAAGUGAAGGUUCUAAAAGCAUUGAGAAUAUAUCAGCAACUGAAAACGCUAUUUCAGCUCUUGCUAAAAUUUUAAAUGAAUAUGGCUCAACCGUCUCCAACUUUGAUUUGAUUGUUGAGAAUUGGAUUCAAUCACUCCCUGUUAUUGAAGAACAAGAUUGUAUUCUUACAAGUUACUCGUUCUUAGUUAAAUUAAUUAAUAACAAUCACCCUAGCAUUAAAAAAAAUAUUGCAGCUGUUUUAGAAAGUAUUAUUCAGGUUUUAAUUAAUUCCAAUAUUACGAAAACAAAAACCGGGAAAACUUUGAUUGAUGCAACAAAAAAUUUAUUAGGAUAUAUCUCUCAAGAAGAAGCAAUGAGUUUACUUUCCAAGUAUCCACAAGACCUAUUAAGUCAAUGGUUCAGUUAAACAAUAAAUUUUUCAUUUGUUUAAGUUUCAUUUUUAAAGUUUUUUUUUAUUUUUUGUUUUAACUUAUUCAAUUUAUUGAUUAUCAGUUACCUCAUUGUCAUCUCAUUAAUU